Rotaria sp. Silwood1 is the source of this 910-nucleotide messenger RNA. The record is from the annotation of a GenBank genome assembly. Lineage: Eukaryota; Metazoa; Rotifera; Eurotatoria; Philodinida; Philodinidae.
AUGGGUCUUUGUAUAAAUAAAUCAAAUGUAAAUUCCGAUGGUAAAGAUGUUGAUGAUGAUGAUAGAUCUAGUGAUACAAGCAAUGAAUUAAUAUUUGAAGUUCAACGAUGUGUUGUUCAUAUUGAUACUGGACAUAUUAAAUUGUCUGCUGAUAUGCCACGUUUUCCAGAUCGAACUUGUUUUAUAAAUGAAUUAAAUAAUAUUUUAUUACGAUUUAAUAAUUAUAUUCAUAAUUGGACACAUAUUUAUUAUGAAAAUUUAUUAAAAGAAUCAAAUUAUGAACCAAGUCAAGCAUUAGCAAGACUUGCAGCAAUAGCUAAACGUGCUGGAAUUGUUAUUAAUAAUAAUGAUGAUGAAAAUAGUGAUAGUAGACUAUCAUGUUUAUUUAAUGAAUCUGAAUUACGUCGAAUAUCAGCGAAUAAUUGUUUACGUGCAUCAUUUAUAAAUCGUUUUGCCCAAUUAUUUAGUCAAAUGGAUGCAUUUAUAUGUUAUCCACCAGUGAGCAAAUAUUCUAAUGUUGAUCAAUGGUUAGCACAACGAAGUACAACAAAAAAUUUUGAUCGAACUAUGUUUAUUGCUGAUCAACCAAAACCACAUGUGCCUUUUUUACUUGCAUUUAUGGAAACACAAUCAUUUGUUUCAUUUGUUGAUAGUAAAAUUCCAUCAAAAUUUAAUGAAGAUAAUCAUCUUUUUGGUUUAACUAAUAAACAUUUACAAUAUUUUUCUGAUCAUAUUCGUUUAUAUCGUGAUCGUCGUGAUUUAACUUAUCAAUAUUGUUUAUCAAUUGAUUCAAUUGAUGAAGAAACUCGUCGUCGUUUUACUUCACCUUUUCCAUCUUCAUUAAUUGUAAUGAAUGCAUCAUUAGUUCGUCCACUUGAUAAUUCAUUUUCUACAUCGAAUAAUUCUUAUU